Messenger RNA from Ostertagia ostertagi, 582 nucleotides. The record is from the annotation of a GenBank genome assembly. NCBI's taxonomy places the organism in Eukaryota, Metazoa, Nematoda, Chromadorea, Rhabditida, Trichostrongylidae.
AUGCGAUAUGCCAUUUUCUUGAUGGUGUGGUAUUACUGUACUCUUACAAUUCGAGAAAGCAUUCUUAUCAUCAAUGGCUCCAAAUUGGGUUCCUGGUGGGUGGCUCAUCACUACCUGGCUUGUGUGAUCGGUGGUGUGGCUCUUACUUGGCCAGAUGAUGCUUCGUAUCAGGCUUUCCACUCACAAUUCUUGCUGUUUGCCGGUUAUAUUUGCCUUGUGCAGCAAUUGCAGUACCAAUACCAAAGUGGUUGCCUUCGACGGCUGCAUUCGCUGGGCCACGGCGACUCAAUGGACGUGACCCUCGAGGGUUUCGCCACGUGGAUGUUCCAAGGCCUUACGUUUCUUCCCUUUCUGGUCGUAAUGUACCUGCUAGAACUGAACAACGCUUACACGCUGUACAAAUUGUGGAAAACUCAGGAGUGUGCUUGGCAGGUACCAACACUUUCACUACUGUUCCUCAUCGUCGGUGUUGGAAAUAUCGCCAUGGUUUCGCUAAUCGUCUUCAAGAAAAUGAAGGAAAACGGGAAGUCACGUGUGAAGAAGAUUCUUCAGCGCUAUCCCUCAAUAGCUAAUUUCCAGUAG